Molecule: messenger RNA, 2106 nt
Organism: Musa acuminata AAA Group (dessert banana)
Lineage: Eukaryota; Viridiplantae; Streptophyta; Magnoliopsida; Zingiberales; Musaceae
Product: alpha-1,3-arabinosyltransferase XAT3
Exons: 3
Coding region: 427-1887 (486 amino acids)
Molecular function (GO): glycosyltransferase activity
Source: RefSeq, a predicted model, not a curated record
UUCGUCGAUUACAUGCCACUUAAAAGCUUGCUAGAAACUUCGAGCGACCAAAAGUGUGCGGUGUUUCAUGAAUCUUGAGUUUGAUCUUCCACCGGAUUCGAUCGUAGAUGUUGCGCUGUCGGUGUCGAUCACAAAGAAGAUAUGUCGAGUAGCCACUUUGAGGGAGAACAUACCCGAAGCUUGACAGUGCGGUUUACCGAAAGGUGAAAGCCAGGAGCAAUUUGACUGAAGGAUAAAACAGGUUUUCUAAUAGGGAAAGACUGGGUAGACAAACGUGUGGUGAUAGGUGCGGGAAUGGGCUCCGACUUGGUCAACAAACCUCCGCGUGACCACGAGAAGCUGGUAUAAGGGCUCGGAGGGUGGAAGGGAGACAGGGAGAAGAAGAGGGAGUUGGGAAGGAAGGAAGGAAGAAGGAAGAAGGAAGAGAUGAAGUCCGUCAGGACUUACCCCAGGGCUGAGCCCAGGAGAACAGGGAACGCCUUCAUCGUAGCAUCCAUGCUUCUUUCUCUCUGCAUCCUCUCCUUCGUCAAGGCCCGCUAUUGUUCGGCUCCAUACGCCAAGUCGCAGGCGUCUACGGAUAUAGAAAUGAACAUGGAAGCUAUAAGGAUGGUGACAGCCAGGAGUGCCGACCAUGCUCUAAAAGGGAUCGGUGAUGAAGAAGGUAGCACGGUGUCAAUGGGCAAGGCGAGUGAAGAGAAAGCUGUUGCGGACUCGAAGAAACCCAUCUGCUCCGAAACAAGCCGGAGAUCGAAUGUUUGUGAAGCAGAAGGUGAUAUAAGGGUGAAAGGAAGCUCUCAGACCAUCUUCUUACACCCUUCCUUGACUAGCCAAGAAUGGAAGAUCAAACCUUACGCCCGAAAGCACGACCAGGCCGCCAUUGCCCAUGUAAAGGAAUGGACAAUUAAGCCGUUCACAGAUCAGGAAACACGCCCAAGAUGCACCGAGAAUUAUACGGUGCCGGCGGUGGUCUUCUCGAUCGGCGGGUUCACGGGGAACCUCUUCCACGACUUCACCGACGUGCUAGUCCCUCUGUUCAUCACCUCCUACCGGUUCGGUGGCGAGGUUCAGUUCGUCAUCGCCGACGCGAAAUCCUGGUGGCUGAGCAAGUUCAGCUUGAUUCUGAAGCAGCUGUCCAAGUACGAGGUCAUCGACGCCGACAACGACCAGGACGCGGUGCGGUGCUUCCCGCGAGUGAUCGCGGGCCUGAGCUUCCAGAAGGAACUCGGCGUCGACCCCUCGAGGACUCCCGGCGGGUUCUCCGUGGUGGACUUCAAGGAGAUGCUGAGGAACGCGUACGGACUGGAGAGGCCGAGGGCGGAGCCGUCGGGGGACGAAUGGGACUUGAGGAGGAAGCCCCGGCUGUUGAUCAUAUCCCGGAAGAGCUCCCGAGUGUUCUUGAACGAGAGGGGGAUGGCAGACAUGGCCAUGAGCCUGGGCUUCGACGUGAGGAUCGCCGAGCCGGAGAUAACCACCGACCUGGGGAAGUUCGCGAGGCUGGUGAACUCCGCCGACGUGAUGAUCGGAGUCCACGGCGCCGGGCUGACCAACAUGGUCUUCCUCCCCGCAGGAGCCGUGUUCAUCCAGGUGGUUCCCAUGGGCAACCUGGAGUGGCUGGCAAGAGACACCUUCCAGACGCCAUCACCGGAGAUGCAACUCAAGUAUUUGGACUACCGCAUCCAAGCGGAUGAGAGCACGCUGAGCGAUCAGUACCCCAAGGAUGACCCCGUGUUCACGGAUCCUCAGUCGAUCCACAAGAAAGGGUGGCAUGAGCUGAGCAGAGUAUACUUGGACAACCAAAACGUGAAGCCUCAUCUGGGAAGGCUGAGGCUAACAUUGUUGGAAGCUCUCAAGUUCCUGCCUCACACCCGGACGACGACCGCUCGGUGACUGCUCUGCUCGCACCUCUUCUUCUUCUUCUUCUUCUUCCUCCUUUUUCUUCAGAACUUACAAUUCAUUGUUUCGUUUUAAGGACGUAGAUAAUUAAACCUUAGUUCGUUUGUCUAAACCGGAGUAUAGUGAUGUUUACACUUUGUGAUAGUCACCAAUAAUGAGAGUAUAGUGAAUCAAAAUGAUUUCAAGUCCAGAAAUUUCCAUUCGAUUCGAUCA